AUGAGCACACCAGCAUACUACGAGCUAUAUAGAAGAUCAACCAUAGGAGUAACCCUAGCCGAUGCUCUUGACACAUUAAUCUCGGAUGAGAAGAUUCAACCACAAUUGGCUAAUCGAAUCUUGAACAAUUUCGAUCGAAUAAUUGCUGAGAAUUUGAAGAAUGAACUGAAUAUAGCUAAGCUGAAGUUGACAUUCAAGGGGGAUUUGGAUACUUAUCGAUUUUGUGAUGAUGUGUGGACGUUUAUUAUCAAGAAUGUGUUGGUCAAGAUGACGGAUUUGAGUGGGUCUGCUUCCGGCUCUAGUGGCGGUGGCAGUGAUGGGGAUUUGGAACUUCACGUUGAUAAGUUCAAAAUUGUUGCUUGUAAUGCGAGAAAAGCUGGUGAGCCAUAG
Messenger RNA from Lodderomyces parapsilosis, 390 nucleotides. RefSeq names its product transcription initiation factor IIA subunit gamma (gene TOA2). Gene Ontology annotation, molecular function: TBP-class protein binding; RNA polymerase II general transcription initiation factor activity. The coding region runs from base 1 to 390 and encodes 129 amino acids. The record is from RefSeq and is a predicted model, not a curated record. NCBI's taxonomy places the organism in Eukaryota, Fungi, Ascomycota, Pichiomycetes, Serinales, Debaryomycetaceae. Gene Ontology annotation, cellular component: transcription factor TFIIA complex. Gene Ontology annotation, biological process: transcription initiation at RNA polymerase II promoter; RNA polymerase II preinitiation complex assembly. The transcript has a single exon.